This is a messenger RNA of Vitis riparia (riverbank grape), 1950 nucleotides long. Its product is annotated as FHA domain-containing protein DDL. The transcript has 11 exons. Gene Ontology annotation, cellular component: nucleus. Gene Ontology annotation, molecular function: protein binding; mRNA binding. NCBI's taxonomy places the organism in Eukaryota, Viridiplantae, Streptophyta, Magnoliopsida, Vitales, Vitaceae. The coding region runs from base 395 to 1501 and encodes 368 amino acids. The record is from RefSeq and is a predicted model, not a curated record.
CCAGAAAUAUCCGAAACGUCUUACCGGAGAGAACCAACUCAAUGGCGUCUUCACCAGCAACGACGCUCAGUAGGGUUUAUCUCCAAUCCAACGAGUAAUAGCCAAGCGACGUCGUCUUGAUGUCUCUUGCCCACUUUUUCCUCUCAGCCCUCAGAUCCCCAAUUUCGGAUUACCCAUAGCUUCGCUUUCGCUGCCGUCACGCCGACCCAGUCCACCUUGCUGCUUGGAGCCUUGGACAACGCUGUCGCGCCGGAUUUUUUAGGACAACCGAUGACCGCCGUCUCCAAUCCCUGCCGCCGUCGCUAAUCGCUGGUGCUGUUAGGCUUCUGGGUGUUUUGGUUUUUUGCUUUGUGGCCUUCUGCAAGGAAUUUAGUCAGGCUUUGGGAUAUCAUCAAUGCCAAGACAUUCAUCAGACCGGUCAGCUUCUCCAGUGAGGGGACGAGAGUCUCCACACAAAAGGAGUCAAUCUCGGAAAGAAAGAUCUCCCGGCAGACGCAGAAGCUCCCGGAGAUCAAAAUCGCCUGCUAAAAAUAGUUCUUCUCACCGGACAAGGUCACCAGACCGAGAGAAACGGUCCAGUCAUGCUAGGUCUCCUAGGCAUGCUGAGUCAAAUUCUCCACUGCCACGCUCUCCUUCCCCGCGCACUAGACGAUUGAAACGAGCCCAGGCUGAGCGAGAAGUUGAGAAAGUAACUGAGAAGGAAUAUGAGAAGAAUGGUAGUAAGGACAGAGAACGGGCUAGGCACAGGGAAAAGAGUUCAGAAAGAGAAGUUCCUAGGGAGAAAGCUGAGAGGAGGUCAGAGAAGGACAAUGCUGGUGGGGAAUUUUCCAGAUCAAGGCGUGAGCGAGAGCGGUCUGUUUCUCCAACAAUUCAUCAUCAUCGGGGCAGACACGGUUCGCACUCACCUCCUAGAGAUGCAAAGAAUGGGUAUGAUGAGGGUACGAACUCAAGAGGAGCCAAACAACAGCGGGAUGAUGACUCAAUAGCAAAGAUGAAUGCUGCAGAGGAGGCCAUAGAAGAAAAACAAAAGCAAAAACCUUCUUUUGAGCUGUCUGGAAAGCUUGCCUCAGAAACCAAUCGUGUUAGAGGUAUCACCUUGUUGUUCACUGAACCUCCUGAAGCUCGAAAACCAGAUAUAAGAUGGCGACUCUAUGUUUUUAAGGCUGGUGAAGUUCUCAAUGAGCCCCUUUACAUACAUCGCCAGAGCUGUUAUCUUUUUGGGAGAGAGAGAAGGGUGGCAGAUGUUCCCACAGACCACCCUUCCUGCAGCAAGCAACAUGCUGUUGUUCAGUUCCGGCAAAUUGAAAAAGAGCAACCUGAUGGCAUGUUAUCAAAACAAGUCCGGCCUUACUUGAUGGAUCUGGGAAGUACAAAUGGAACUUUCAUUAAUGAUAGUCGCAUUGAACCUCAGCGCUACUAUGAACUAUUUGAAAAGGACACUAUUAAAUUUGGUAACAGUAGCCGUGAGUAUGUAAUCCUACAUGAGAACUCAACGGAUUGAGGGUAAUGCUAUGGCAUGUGCUAGAUGGUAAGGUGGUUUGCUUGCAGAAGAAUUCAAGACUAUGGUUGUGGCCAGACAAUUUCCCUGGUUGCUAAUGAUAUAUUUUGUUGUAUUUGAUGUGAGUGAAGCUGAGAGGGUUUUCCAUAAUGCUGCAUGUUUUAGGAAGGUGAAAACAUUUUUGUCAAUUAUUUUGGUUUCCUAGUUUCUCAACUUUGGCACCAGGAAGUCUGGUGGAUGGAUUAUAUCAUGCUGACUAAUGAAUCACCUAAAAUCUAAAAGAAAAAUCAUUAGUGGGAUGCUGAUUUCUCAUCCCCUUUCAUUUUCUUCACCUGAUUAGAUUUUCAUAUCAUGGGAGGAUCUAGGAUUUUUUAUUUUUUUUCUAAUUUGUUUUUAUUUCAUUGUCAUCACACUGAUCCAUUGACCAUUGUUGUGAACUCCUUUCUCAUUUG